CAAUCGCGUGACAUUUCACUCCUGCGUGCUUACUCCGCGAACGCGGACGCCGGCCGCCGGGUACGAACUACGGGUCGACGGUGGACGUAGUGACGUACGUCCGCGUGUAUUCGCACGUGUCUCCGCGAGCGAGGCGCGUUAACGCGAGACGCGACGUGUGUGUCGCUCACGCCGCACUCUGUGCGGUGAAACUUAACCACGACGUCGCUCCUGGUCGCUCCGGCGCGGCGAUUCCACGCUACGGAAAUCUCGUCAACGGAGUGAACACAGCCACCGACCGCGCGCACCGCUACAGCGCCGCGCAAAAGUCGCCGCGCGCCGCAGGCGGUAGUACAGUCCGCGUGGAAAGUUUACCCGGCGGCGCGUCGACGGUUCUACAGUCCCUCGCGAAAGUUUCGCCGGUUUCGCGUCGCUCCGGAGAAAUUCGCGCGCUUCGCGGAUUAUUUUGAAUCGUGCGAACACGGCGCGUUGCAAUCCCUUUUCCCGUUUUCCACGCGAACGACUGUAUAUAGAUAUCUUUGAGAAUCGUAAUACAUUUAUUCGUGUCGCUUGAAAUCCCCAAAAAUAUUUGUAAAAGGAAAUUAAUGUAUAUUCAUGGAAAAAGAAAAAACGAAGAUUCUAAACAUAAAAAGCGCAAUACGAACGGCAUAAAAAAAACAAACGAAAUAAGAACUUGAUCGUAUGUACUUUGCGAAACAAUCCAAGCAUAAUUACUCAAAUUUAAAAUUUAAUAUAAAAGAUCGUCCGGGAGACAAAAAAUACACUACGAUCUUGCAAUAAAAUUCUGCUUCGAAAGCAACACUUGAUCUGGAGACACUGGGAAACGGCCCGCGCGCGAUUGUUACUCGCAAGGAUAUCGAGACACUGAGACAACAUGGGCAACUCCGCCUUGAAGAGGCACUACGAGACCGCGGAGAAGACCGCCACCCUGAAGUUGUCGCAGUGCAAGCUGGACAAGUUCUCGCGGAAACUCCACGACCUGGCGCCGACGCUGCGCACCCUGGACCUGUCCGAGAACAAUUUCACGACACUGCCGAACGAGAUCGGCGACUUCACGCUGCUGAAGCAGCUGAACUUCAGCCAUAACCGAUUAACCGCUCUGCCCGGCACGCUGGGCGCGCUUGAGAAACUCGAGGGCCUAAACUGCGCCGCGAAUCAGAUCAGAUCGAUCCCGUCGUCGCUGGGGAAUCUGAGCCACUUGAAGCAGGUCAAUUUGUCCGACAAUCAGAUCUCCGACUUCCCGCUGAUGUUCUGCGGCCUCAGGCACCUGGACGUCCUGGAUCUGUCCAAGAAUCGGCUUACGAUAGUGCCGGACGCCGCCGCCGGCCUCCACGUGAUCGAGCUUAAUCUUAAUCAGAAUCAAAUCGCCACCAUCUCCGAGAAGCUGGCGGAUUGUCCGCGAUUGAAAACGUUGAGAUUGGAGGAGAACUGCCUACAGCUGAGCUCGGUGCCCAUCAGACUCCUCAAGGAUUCUAAGGUCUCGGUGUUGGCGCUCGAAGGAAAUCUCUUUGAGAUGAAGCAGUUCGCGGAGCUGGACGGUUACGACGUGUACAUGGAACGCUACACAGCGGUCAAGAAGAAGAUGUUCUAAAGAAUAGUUUUACAUUGGGAAAGAAAGUAUUGUUUGUAUUAUACGUAUGAAAUUGUUAGGUAUUGAAGUUACCAAACUGUCGAAUGGAUAGCGUCGAAGAGAAAAAGAUUUAAUUGUAUGGCACUUUUGUGUCAUCGAUUUAAGAGUAAACAGCCGACGUAGAGAUAUUUAAAGUGAUUGAGAGUAUUUUAGAUCAGAUUUACAAGAUGUCACAAUUUGGAAAUGUUUUCUUUCUUAUACGUGUAAAUCAAACUUUUUUUUGUGAGAUAAAUCAUAAUAUCUGUCUUUAGACUGUUUAUAAUGUUUAUAUCUACGCCAUCUAUAAAUAAGCGUGAUUCAGAAAUACACAUCGAUCUCUUUGUCGAUAAACGUUAAUGACCAAAUUAAAUAACUUUUUGAUUUUUGAUCACUGGUAUUCAAAGGGACAGUCAUUGUAAAUAAUUAUCUCUUUGUUAUUUUUUUGAAAUGUUAUUUCUUUAUUUGUCGUAAGUCUGAAUAUCUAUACGCACGAAUAUAUGUAUAUGAACAUGUACGUUUUCAAAUAAUGCUCUUACACAG
Molecule: messenger RNA, 2149 nt
Organism: Trachymyrmex cornetzi
Lineage: Eukaryota; Metazoa; Arthropoda; Insecta; Hymenoptera; Formicidae
Product: leucine-rich repeat-containing protein 57
Exons: 2
Coding region: 875-1591 (238 amino acids)
Cellular component (GO): cytoplasm
Molecular function (GO): protein binding
Source: RefSeq, a predicted model, not a curated record